AUGGAAACAACGGCUAUCCUUCUUUCCUUCCUUACCUUCUUCACCUUCAAUCUCGUCCUUCCAUCUUCUUAUGCUCAAAAUCACAGCGUCCUCACUUCAUACGAGAUCGGAGCGCUGACGUCCUUCAAACGGAGCGUUUUCAGCGAUCCACUUGGUGCUCUCGACGGCUGGGACCCGUCCACGCCGUCAGCUCCCUGCGACUGGCGUGGCGUUGUCUGUUACAACGACCGAGUUCGCGAGCUCCUCUUGCCUCGCCUCCAACUCGGUGGCCGACUCACGGAUCAGUUAUUCGACCUACGUGAGCUACGCAAACUAAGCCUCCAUUCUAACAACUUUAAAGGCUCCAUCCCUGACACGCUCUCUCAGUGCGCUCUCUUACGCGUCGUUUACUUCCAGUACAACUCACUCUCCGGAAACCUCCCGCUUUCCAUUUUUAACCUCUCCAAUUUACAAGUCCUAAAUGUAGCUCAUAAUUAUAUCUCUGGUAAAAUCACCGCCGUGAUUCUGCCGUCCCUUCGGUGCCUGGACUUAUCCUCAAACGAUUUCUCGGGGGAAAUGCCGCUCAAUAUCUCGACACAAUCUCAACUGCAACUCAUCAAUUUCUCAUACAACCGGUUUUCUGGUGAAGUUCCGGCGAGUAUUGGAAAAUUCCAGCAACUGGAGUAUCUCUGGCUCGAUUCGAACCAGUUGUACGGAACAUUGCCGUCGGCUAUAGCCAACAUUUCUUCGUUGAUACAUUUGAGCGCCGAAGACAAUAUGCUUCAAGGACUGCUUCCGGAAAGCAUUGUCGCGGUUCCGAAUCUUCAAGUGCUUGCUUUAUCCCGUAACGGAUUUUCCGGCACGGUUCCCGAAACCGUUUUCUGUAAACCAUCGGGGAACAAAACAGCGUCGUUGAGAAUCGUACAUCUAGGAUUAAAUGAAUUCAAGGAAGUUGUUAAGCCGCGAAAUAAUGGAAGUUGCGUUGCGGUUAUGGAGGUUUUGGACCUUCACGAGAAUCACAUCCAUGGCGUUUUCCCAUCUUGGUUUACCAGUUUGACCACGUUGCGAGUUUUGGAUGUUUCUGGAAACUUCUUUACCGGUUUACUGCCAGCCGAAAUUGGUAACCUUUUCAACUUACAAGAGCUCAGAGUGGCCAACAACUCGCUAACUGGUUCGGUUCCCAGUCAACUCCUACAUUGCAGUUCGUUAAAGGUAGUCGAUUUAGAAGGAAACCGGUUUUACGGUAAAUUACCUGUCGUUUUAAGUCGAAUGAGGAUCUUGAGAAGCAUAUCUUUGGGAAGAAAUCUAUUUUCCGGUUCAAUUCCGUUCGGGUUCGGGAGCAUUUCAGAACUUGAAACGUUGAACUUGAGUGGAAAUAACUUGACCGGAACCGUGCCGGAAGAUAUAAUCCGGUUGGGUAAUUUAACUACUUUAAAUCUCAGUGACAACAAAUUCUAUGGGGAAAUCCCUAAUGGGUUGUCGCACUUAUUUAGUUUGGUGGUUCUAAAUUUAAGUGCUUGCGGGUUUUCAGGGAGGAUUCCUGGGAAUAUUGGAAGUUUGAUGAAAUUAAAAUCUCUUGAUUUAAGUAAGCAGCAGCUUUCCGGUGAGUUACCUAUUGAACUUUUUGGGCUGCCAAGUUUGCAGGUCGUUGCUUUAGAAGAAAACAGGUUAUCCGGUGAUGUUCCUGAAGGUUUUAGCAGCUUGGCUGGUUUACAAUACUUGAAUCUUAGUGCUAAUGAAUUCACUGGUCGGAUUCCGAGUACCUAUGGGUUUUUGCAGUCACUGGCUGCGUUUUCGUUGUCCCACAAUCGAGUUUCGGGUAGGAUACCAGUGGAGCUUGGUAAUUGCACUGAUCUUGAAGUGCUUCAGCUUCGUUCAAAUCAACUAAAGGGUAAUGCACCAGGUGAUUUGUCUCGAUUAUCUCAUUUGAAAGAGCUUGAUUUAGGUUCCAAUAAGUUAGAUGGUGUAAUCCCAGAGAAAAUUUCCAAAUGUUCUUCUAUGACUACUUUGUUAUUAGAUGGAAAUCAGCUCUCAGGUACCAUACCAGAUUCAUUGUCAAAACUAUCCAACUUAACAAGUUUGGAUCUUUCCUCGAAUAGAUUGAGUGGAGCCAUUCCAUUAAGUUUCUCAAACAUGUCUAGCUUGAAGUACUUGAAUUUGUCGAGAAAUAAUCUCGAAGGUGCGAUUCCGAAUGCCUUAGGUUCUCGGUUCAACGAUGCUUCUGUAUUUUCAAUGAAUGCAAAACUUUGUGGUAAGCCAUUAAGAGAAUGUGCAAGUGUAAGGAAAAAAAAGCAGAGGAAGCUGAUUCAACUGAUUACUAUGAUUGUUUGCGGAGCUUGCGUUUUUGCUGUGUUUUGUUGUGGAUAUGUUUACAGCCUUAUACGGUGGUGGCAGAAGCUGAGAGGAUGGGCAACCGGGGAGAAGAAGAGGAGUCCGGCUCGUGCAAGUUCAGGAGCUGACUGGAGUCAUGGAAGUAGUGAAAAUGGAGGUCCAAAACUAGUCAUGUUCAAUAACAAGAUAACGCUAGCGGAGACACUCGAAGCGACAAGGCAAUUUGAUGAGAAAAAUGUCUUGAAUCGGGGAAGAUAUGGACUUGUUUUCAAGGCAACGUUUCAAGAUGGAAUGGUCCUAUCUAUCUGUCGUCUCGUUGAUGGAUCGAUGGAAGAAGCUACCUUUAGAAAAGAAGCCGAAUUGUUGGGGAAGGUAAAGCAUCGGAACAUAACAGUCCUAAGAGGUUACUAUGCUGGACCACCGGAUUUAAGACUCCUUGUUUAUGAUUACAUGCCUAAUGGAAACCUAGCAACCCUCCUCCAAGAAGCAUCUCACCAAGAGGGGCAUAUGGUCAAUUGGCCAAUGCUUCAUCUCAUUGCACUUGGCAUUGCUCGUGGCCUGGCAUUUUUGCACUCUUUAUCAAUUGUUCACGGUGAUGUCAAACCCCAAAACGUCCUGUUUGAUGCCGAUUUUGAAGCUCAUUUAUCGGAAUUCAGACUCGAGAAACUCAUAAUAGCAACCCAAGCUGAAGCGUCAUCGUCUUCAACCCCAGUUGGAAGUGCAGGGUAUGUAGCACCGGAAGCUGUUUUAACAGGUGAAGUCACAAGAGAAGCCGAUGUGUACAGCUUUGGGAUCGUAAUGUUGGAAAUUCUGACGGGAAGAAAACCGGUGAUGUUUAGCCAAGAUGAAGAAGACAUAGUGAAAUGGGUGAAAAAACAAUUGGAGAAGGGGGAAAUCUCGGAGUUGAUAAAGCCAGGGCUGCUUGAGUUAGACCCAGAAUCAUCAGAGUGGGAAGAGUUCUUGUUAGGGGUGAAAGUGGGUCUGCUUUGCACAGCACCUGAGGCAGUUGAUAGGCCAGCCAUGGCGGACAUCGUCUUCAUGUUGGAAGGUUGUAGAGUUGGACCAGAAAUUCCAUCUUCCGCUGAUCCAACAACCUCUCUACCCUCCCCAGUUUGAUA
Hibiscus syriacus is the source of this 3428-nucleotide messenger RNA. Its product is annotated as probable LRR receptor-like serine/threonine-protein kinase At4g36180. The transcript has a single exon. Lineage: Eukaryota; Viridiplantae; Streptophyta; Magnoliopsida; Malvales; Malvaceae. Bases 1 to 3426 code for a protein of 1141 amino acids. Gene Ontology annotation, molecular function: protein kinase activity; ATP binding; protein binding. The record is from RefSeq and is a predicted model, not a curated record. Gene Ontology annotation, biological process: protein phosphorylation.